GCAGUGUGCUGUAUGGAGUGUGUAACGCUGUGCUAAAGGCCCGUCUUUUCUCCCAGACUCCUUUUCUGGUGAAUGGGAUGGCAGAGUGUGAACUACCUCAGAGGCGACUAGAGGAACAGCAAAAUGGAGCGCUGACUGACUCCAAGCUGUCCGUGGCUGAGAGGAAACAGAGGGACAGCGAGGAGUGUGAGACCCCGGUAGUAUGGAAGAAACCUCAGCUUACCCUCCACUACUUCACUCUGGAACUGCUCAUCACCUUUGAAGAGUGGCUAUGGAGGCUCUGGCAGCAAAGACAGACUGUGUUUGGCCUGCUGAUCCUGCUUAUCCUCCUCACCAUUGUCUACUGUAUUGAUGGAACACACCAGAAGUAUGUGCUCUACAUAGAGAAGAAGACGCUGUGGUGUGCCUACUGGGUCGGCCUGGGCAUCCUCUCCUCGGUGGGUCUUGGCACCGGCCUGCACACCUUCCUUCUUUACCUGGGACCACACAUAGCAUCAGUUACCUUGGCCGCCUACGAAUGUGGCUCUGUGGAUUUCCCCGAACCGCCUUAUCCAGACCAAAUAGUCUGUCCCCAGCAGAACGCAUCAACACCAGACUCUGAUGCUGAGCAGGGGGGCGUGGAGGCCGCGGCAGCGGUGGGUUCAGCUGCCAUCCAGGGAAGCAUCUCUCUCUGGAACAUCAUCUCCAAAGUCCGCCUGGAAGCUUGUAUAUGGGGUGCAGGUACAGCUAUAGGAGAGCUCCCUCCCUACUUCAUGGCACGGGCGGCGAGGCUGUCCGGGGCUAACCCCAACAACGAGGACUACCAGAGGUUUGAGGAGAUUCUGGACCAGACCCAGUCAGCACAGGACUUUGCCACCCGAGCAAAGGUAGCCGUGCAGAAACUCACCCAGAGGGUCGGAGUCUUUGGGAUUUUGGCCUGUGCUUCAAUUCCCAAUCCCUUGUUUGACCUGGCAGGAAUAACAUGUGGACAUUUCUCAGUCCCCUUCUGGACUUUUUUUGGUGCGACACUCAUUGGGAAAGCAGCCAUUAAAAUGCACAUUCAGAAACUGUUUGUGAUCGUCACCUUCAGCAGGCACAUAGUGGAGCAGAUGGUCUCCCUCAUUGGAGCUGUUCCACUGCUGGGUGCGGCACUGCAGAAGCCCUUCAGGGAGUACUUGGAGGCCCAGAAGGCCAAGCUGCACCAUCACGCUGGAGAGGGGAUCCCAACUGAGGAGAGCAGGCUGUCGUGGCUCUUUGAGAAGGUUGUGGUCAUCAUGGUAUGCUUCUUUGUCUGCUCCAUUGUCAACUCCAUGGCCCAGAGCUACGGCAAGCGCAAGCAGCAGGAGAAGUACUCGGAGGGCAAAACGGAGUGAAGGCCAGAGAGCAUCAACGUCAGAAGCUCCCAAUGAUCCUUUACUCAUUCAGCUCUUUCUUCUGGCUGGUAGCCCCACCAUUCUCUAAAACAAAGUAUCAGCCUCCAUCUGGUUUCUGUCGUUAUUGUAGCAACAUGUUUUUGUUCUCUGUAAGGUAGGUGCUUGUUGGAGUGCGUGUGAGUAAGCUGUUGUGUUGUUGCUUUUAGCAGCUCCUGAGCACGUGAGAGGAAGGUGCUGGCAGUACUUCUCCUCAGUGAGGCCGUAAGCUGCUGUUUGUUCAACUAGAAGAACCUUAAAGUAACACGUCUGUAGACUCACAGAAUUCAAUUGAUUUAAAUAAGCUACUAGACUUACUUUUGAUUAUGUACUGACUGUUUGUUCAAUAACCUAAUUAUCAUCUAUAUUUGCUGGUUGAUUAAUAAGACAUUCUGUUCUGUAGUUGUUGUGCGGUAUCUGAUGUAGUUAGAUAAGACUGUAAAUGAUUGUGUCAUUUCUACAUCGUGUAGAGCUCGGAGUUGGUCGUUGUAAAGAUGUUAAUCAAUGUUUCAAGCUGUUGCUGCGUUAGAUGACCACUUCUUUUGUGUGUGCAGUAAAGCUGCUUAUGGUACUUUUGGAUGAGAAAUGAUAAAUUGGCCAUGAAUCACCCU
Molecule: messenger RNA, 1999 nt
Organism: Etheostoma spectabile (orangethroat darter)
Lineage: Eukaryota; Metazoa; Chordata; Actinopteri; Perciformes; Percidae
Product: vacuole membrane protein 1
Source: RefSeq, a predicted model, not a curated record